Molecule: messenger RNA, 5977 nt
Organism: Chara braunii
Lineage: Eukaryota; Viridiplantae; Streptophyta; Charophyceae; Charales; Characeae
Source: the annotation of a GenBank genome assembly
GAUGUAAGAAUGGUCGGGCGCGCGACAUCGAGGAGGGUGUUCUGCGCGGCGCGACCCGGCGCUACGAUCGCAGCUCUCUAUCUAGUCUGAACUUGAACUUUUGGCUGAUGAGCGCGUCGCGGUGCGUAAGCGUGGAAGAAGUCGGAGGCGAGGGGAAGGGGAGAAAGGGAGAGCGGGGUGGUCGGUGGAAACAAACGUGGAGAGGGAGGUCGGUCGAGUUCGGGUCUUCACGGUUGACGUGGAGACUGGCUGCCGGCCGUUCGGCAAGCUUGGAGAGAACUUGGUCUUGAACGGAAGGCGGGAGACUGAAAAAGGCGGGAGACUUAAAAAAAGGCGAAAAAAGAUACGAGUUUGAUUGGAGGAAGGGAUGCUUAGUAAGACGUACAGUCGUUUGCACGAUGCAGAUUCCACGCCAACCUGGAAAAGUCAUGCCACGUCACGGUUUGCGAUCCACCCGUCGGCGGUUGUCGACGGGGCGGAGAAGGAGAGAGUGAAGAAGCCGGUGUAUCUUCAAGUGGAAGAAGCCGCGGGAGAGGGAGAGGAUGAGGUGGUCUCUCCGCUGAGAGGCGGAGGCGGGAGGAAGCAGUCGUUACUGUCACGGCAGUCGACGAUUAGGGUUUUCAAUCCGGCAACGGGAAGCGUGAAGGAGGUGCCCGUGCAGGUGAAGUCGAGGAGGGUGCCUGUCGAACCAAAGGCAGAUCGGUCGGGGUAUGAUGCCUUGGAGAGUGUCUCAGUCGUUGAUAUUACCGACUUGAUCAACGCUUCGGAAGUAACACAUGAUGACGGAAAGAGAUCAACGGGCGCGGCAGGCCCGCGUAUCCCUUCCAGGGAUUCUGUAGUAGAUCUGGGUGACUAUGAGGCGACCCUGCGCGUCAUAUACACCCCGCAGAGCGCGGACCAGACGUUGGAGGAGCGCCUUUCGGACGCCAACUUCCUAAGGGAGGGGUUCCACGUCAGCGAAGAACAGCAUAAGGUGGUCGCUUUGCGCGCUCAGAAAGCAGCGACGUAUCGGAUCGCAGAUGAUCCAGUGGUCUUGCGCUGCCCAGUUUCAGAUGUGGAGAAAACUUAUGAUGCCUUAGUUGGUUUUGCAUUUCGAGCACAGCAGGAAGUUGGCAGCAAGCUGUUGAGCCACAGGUGGCGGAUGAUUCUUCAAAAUUUUGUGCAUUACUAUCGCAUACGAGAGCUUCGGGGUGCUUUGGGGAUUGUCCAGGCUAUGACAUCCAUGUUUGAACCAUCUCUGGAAUACCUCACCACGGUAAUCAUGGAGUGGCUGCCUGUCUGCCAAGCAGCCAAAGAUCUGAAGUUGAUGAAGGAAGAGUUGAAGCUUCACACAAGUAUAGCUGCAAUCUUCUGUAUUGACAUAUUGAAGAAGUGCAUGUCUAUGUUGACAAGUCACAAUUUUUGUGCCUUGCGCAGUGACAUGAAGGUGUUCCUCUUUCAAGUCUGGCACUGCGAAAACCACCAUACUCCAGGUCUAUCGCCAUCUCAAUCAAGGGACAGAGAUAGGGAUAGUGAUGGGAGUGAUGAAAGUGGCUCAUUCAAGGCUCCUAGCAGGGUUCACAAGAUUUCUAGCUCCUUGAAGAAGCCGUUUCGUCGGCACAAGUCGUCGCGACCAGAUGCUGGUGGUGAUACUCUUCUUGGAUCCGUCACUCUCCGAUUUCAAGACCUUGUUAAAGAUCUUGUUCCGCCAGAUGGCUUUCAAGGAACUGUUGCAAGACGUGGUUAUCCAUUGCGAGAUGAGAAGGGGAAAUCUCUGAAGUCAUUACUGAUCCUGAAGUUUGGGUUCGACAUAGAGAGAUGCCACAGGAGGGAGCCAGAUGAUCCAGUGGUCUUGCGCUGCCCAGUUUCAGAUGUGGAGAAAACUUAUGAUGCCUUAGUUGGUUUUGCAUUUCGAGCACAGCAGGAAGUUGGCAGCAAGCUGUUGAGCCACAGGUGGCGGAUGAUUCUUCAAAAUUUUGUGCAUUACUAUCGCAUACGAGAGCUUCGGGGUGCUUUGGGGAUUGUCCAGGCUAUGACAUCCAUGUUUGAACCAUCUCUGGAAUACCUCACCACGGUAAUCAUGGAGUGGCUGCCUGUCUGCCAAGCAGCCAAAGAUCUGAAGUUGAUGAAGGAAGAGUUGAAGCUUCACACAAGUAUAGCUGCAACUCUGGUGAAGAAGGCGGUUGAUGCAAUUGAGAGCUUUCCAGACACUUUUAGGGAGAACAAGCCUGAGGGUGCACUGGAACUCCUGAUCAAGCUUUUGGCCCUCGUCCUUCGCUGGGAUCCUGACCCAAAUGAGCUUGUAGUGCCUCUGGCAACAUGGAUCGAGAGGUCUUGUGAAAUCCGAUUUGCACGCUAUUUGUUCGGUGCGUCUUCUGAGGAUGCGAGGAAGGGAUCUUCAGGGAAUUCAGUUGAGUCUUCGGCGAAGUUUGUUGAGACAAUCGAAAGCAUCCGGAAGGACCUUGAGGAGUACAAAGUGUUUGAGGGCUCAUUCCCCAAAGGGUUCAACCUGCGCGCUAUAGCAGGUGUCGCCUACUAUAGACUCAUCAGUACAAGACUGAAGACAUACCUCGAAAGGUCUAUGAUUAAGUCCUUCACCAAGGAGUAUGGGGCAGUAGCCAUGGAGUUGUCGGAACUCAACAGGGUCAUGAAAAAGAUAGACUGCCAAGUGCAUCUCAUAGAUGUGCACACGCUUUUCAAGCCAUACAUCUUGAAGUCAAUCACAGACACGAAGCCGAGAUUGAUAGACUGGAUUAGCUCAACCUUGUUCACUGAGAACUGGGAGCCGCUCAACCCUGACAGGAACGCGUUCUACUCCAUUUCAAUCAUUGAUUUGUUCACAAUGAUGGAGCAAGUUGCGGAUGAGCUCACAAGUAGGAUCAUUCGGCUCCCUUUCGGCCACCUGUAUGCAGCACAAGUGGAAGCCACAAUUGUUGCAGCUCUUCAGACGUACGUUGUGGUACUUGAGAAGUUGUGUUUGCAGGAGCUUCCAGCUGAACAGGACGAAGCACAUACAGGGGUGCUGACAAGCCUGUUCCGAAUCAACACAGAUAAUAAGCCUGUCAAUACUGCGCCACUAUCCAUCACAAAGUCUCUAUGCAUCAAGGUUAUUGCCCAUGCUCCUUAUGAGGACGAUUUGUCGCCAUUUGAAGUGAUAAACAAGUGCCUGAAGCCAGAUGAGCCAAGAGUUGGAGAUCAUUUCCGUGCCUUGCAGUCAGCCAUCAACCUCACAUACAUGAAUGUCGUUGGAUCCAUUGUAGAAAACAUGCAGAACCGUAUUGCCAGUGAGCUUCUCCACAUUUCAAACAUAGGUGACGGAGAAAGUCUGGACGAACGCAUGAUCCCACUUCAGAAUUAUUUGAGUGACCAUCUCAUGGUCAUGAACCAAUGGCUGUGUCCAAGUGUGCUCCGUCUUACGGUGAGGAAAGUAGCUUCUGCUGUCCUCUAUUGCUUAGAGGAGUUUGCACUCAAUCGGGAUGAUGAUCCACACCCAAUGACUUUGGAACAACGAAGGAACAUAGAAGGGGAGCUGAACAUUAUCUACGACUUCUUCUACAGUGGAGGACAAGGCUUGGAAAAGUCGUGGAUGGAGAUGGAGAGUCGCCGGCUGCGUCGAAUCCUGGAGUGCUGGGACAUGAGCACGAUGGAGCUUUGCACCGUGUACUGGCUCGUCUGGGAUCGGUUCAACAACCAGAGAGAGGAGCGGGUGCUCGCAGACAGUAAGAGAUUUAAUGAAGAUCCAAGAUGGUCUGCAUCCAUGGAUGACAGAUAUUUAUCGGUUGCAGACCAAGAUGCAAAGAAUGCUGAACUUCACCUUCUCGACCUGUUAUGCUUGCUCCGGCAAAGGUCAAAUGACGAGGAAGCGAGGCAUGUGGUUGAGACACAAAUGUCCCUUGCGCAUAAUAGCAUGAUGCAGUACAUAUUCAGGCUUCCGAAGAACGAGCAGCUGGUGGCAUCCUUUCCUUGCAGAGACUUCCAGAAAGUCAUGGGGACCAUGUAUAUCACCAAGAAGCGUAUUUGCUUUGCGCCGACAACAGUCAGUGAGAGUGAUGAAACAAAGACUAUCAAUGUGCUCAUGGAGAGAAUCAUGCGAGUGGAAGCAAGCGAAAAUGCCACAGUUUUGAUCACAAAGUUCAAUUCUCGGCCGAUGAAAUUCAGCGCAUUCGAAAACAAGGAGGAGGUUUGCCGGACAGUCUAUGCUCAGGUGAAGGGAACAGGCAUCUAUCUGGAGAGUUACUUGGCACAGUUUUGGGAGGACCCAGAUGCAAAGAAAGAAGAGGCCUCAAAGGAUAUCACCCUAAAGAAAUACAAGUGCUCUAAGUAUGGGAUCCUGCGAAAUAGUCCUGGGACAUUGGAGUUGACUGCCACAUUUCUGAUAUUCACGAAAGAUGAUAAUCAAAAGAGGUCUCAGAUUGAUCAUCGGGCAGUAACUGACGUCCAUGCCAAGAGAGGUGGCCUGAGGGCCAGCGGGGUCGUUGUGGAGCUGAAGUCUGGAGACUCGGUGCCACCGUUGGUCACUGACUCUGUCUGUUGAACCAACACUUUGUUCAUGAGCAUUUGCUGGAGGGUUGUUGCUCAGUGGCUUCUGGGUGUAGGCCUACUACUACAUGGAUGAAUUCCGUGGAUGGCUGGUAAUGUUUCUUUCUCAAUGAGCAAUUGCCAGUCCGUCAUUGCCGCAUAGCUUCACAGAGUUUGUGAUCUUCCCCACUAUCAGCUUCCUAGCUGACGUGRAUGGUGCAGCAGCGGGAUGGGCAGGAGGACUCAGCUUGGAGAGUGUGCGUGGGUAGCUUAUCUCUGUAGGCCUUUUAUAUGGAGUGGCGAUUGCUUUGGCAGCAGGAGUUCACAUUGCCUGGGUGGCUGUUAAUGUUUCUUUCCCGACGAGCAAGUACCGUUCCGUCAAGUCUUCCCCACGAUGAGCUUCCUGUUUGACCCGGAACUUGCUGCAGGGGGUUGGGCAGGAGGACGCGGCUAGCAGAGUGUGCGGGGCUUUGUAGUCAUUGCAAGCUGCUGAGCUUCAAAGGACGUUUGUUAAAUGUUUGCAUGAAACAGCAAUUUAAUAGCUACGAAGCAAUGGUUGRUACGCASAGGCCAUUCAUCGCGCUUCCAUAUUACGACGCUACACACAUAUCUCUCCACAUCAGCAUGGUGCUUCCUCACUCUUUGGCUGUGCGGUSACCUGCCUGKAGUGGCUGCUUGGAAGUGGAUUGUCGYUUGGUAUUUUGGCAUCUGGCGAUCAGAGACCAUAUGRUUUGCGAUCAGGCCUGGUGCUGGUGAUGAGGGAGGGCAUUGUUUCAGUGCUCUGCAAGUGUGAGAGAAUUUAAAGUGCUUGGCACAAUUGCAGACGAUUGGUCAAAUCCCUCAGUAGUGAGAACCAGCAUCUCAAUGCAUUUGUUUCCAGAUGAUGACAGGAAUACCUCUAAUUUGAGGUCUGCACACUUUGGCUGGCUACUCAUGGUGAGAGGAACCCUGUCGAACUAUUGUGUGUGGUUUAAUCAUUGCGGCGAAGGCAGUCGUGACUUUGGGCUCUCAUGGUGAGGUGAUCCCUGUUCAAACUAUUGUGUGCUUACUCACUGCAGCAAAGGCAGUGUCGCCAACUCUUACAGAGUUGCUAACGACUCCUAUGACGGGAAUGAGGACAGGAACAUGGACGGAAACAAGGACAGGAACUUGGACAGGAACUUGGACAGGAACAUGGACGGGAACAAGGAUGGGAACAAGAACGUGGACAGCAGUAACAACAGCAGCAACAAGACAUUGUGAUGGAGCAAACUGCUGGCAGGGAUUGCAGAACAUGUGGAGCCGACAUCUCCUCUAUGGAGACUUGGCAUGUCCCACUGGGUAUCAACUUUCAAGUGAGUGUCAUUUACACAGUCUACAAAAGAGCAAGCAGUUGUGUUGGGGGGGCGGGUAUUGUUAAGCGGACGCAGCACAGAGGGAAGAUGAAAGUGUAAAUGUGUUCUCGUUCUUCAACAUUGGGGAAUCAAAAGUGGAAAGUUCA